This is a messenger RNA of Erythranthe guttata (spotted monkey flower), 683 nucleotides long. RefSeq names its product cell wall / vacuolar inhibitor of fructosidase 2. NCBI's taxonomy places the organism in Eukaryota, Viridiplantae, Streptophyta, Magnoliopsida, Lamiales, Phrymaceae. The record is from RefSeq and is a predicted model, not a curated record. Gene Ontology annotation, molecular function: enzyme inhibitor activity.
AUGGGGUUUUCAUUGUUUCUGUUUCUCUUCAUUUUCUUCACCUCAUUAUUCAAUCCCAUUUUAUCAUCAUCAUCAUCAGAUUUGAUUCAGCAAACCUGCAAAAACACACAAUACUACGAGUUGUGUGUGUCCUCGCUGAAAUCCGAUUCAUCGAGCUCGAAAGCAGACUCGGCAAAAGGGUUAGCCCUAAUCAUGGUUAGAGUUGGAAUGGCGAAUGCCUCGGCCACAAAUUCUUACCUCUCCUCGAAAAUUCCGAGCGUCGCAAACGGAUCGUCCAUGAAGAAAGCUAUGAAGGAAUGCUCUGAGAAAUACGCUUCCGCAAAUGAUGCACUCGUAAACUCGUAUCAAGAUUUGAGUGCGGAAAUUUACGAUUAUGCGUACAUGCAUGUGAUGGCUGCUGCGGAUUAUCCGAAUGCAUGUCGUAACGUGUUUAAGAGAUAUCCGGGAUUAAUUUAUCCAGCUGGGAUUGCUCUUAGGGAGGAUGGAUUCAAGCAUAUUUGUGAUGUGGUCUUAGGGAUUAUUGAUACUCUUGGUUGGUGAUUCGAUAAAUAUUGUGCUCUUUUUUUUUUUUUUUCUUCUUUUUUGUUUGUUUGUUUGUGUGUGUGGAAGGAUAAUAAAUUGGGCUAAUGUCUUUGAAAUUUCGAUUUUUUUAUUGUUUAUGAACUAUAAUAUUAUGGAGAAAA